This is a messenger RNA of Strongylocentrotus purpuratus (purple sea urchin), 2912 nucleotides long. Its product is annotated as transgelin-3-like. NCBI's taxonomy places the organism in Eukaryota, Metazoa, Echinodermata, Echinoidea, Camarodonta, Strongylocentrotidae. Bases 563 to 1144 code for a protein of 193 amino acids. Gene Ontology annotation, molecular function: protein binding. The record is from RefSeq and is a predicted model, not a curated record. The transcript has 5 exons.
CACACUAUUAUCACCAACGUGUAAACAAGGAAGAAGACAAAAACAGUGAUCUUGUUUCAUGAAGGUCCAUUGCUAACACAGAAUAGCCAGCCAGCCAUGCGAUAGUAAUUUUCUUUCUUUCCUAAAUCGCAUAAAACGACUCGUCACCCGGCUGUAGCCUAGAGCGCGAGAUCGGAUCGGAGAGGGUGUGACCAUUUUUGUGUGGAUGUUUCCCGCCAUUAUCCCGAUCUAGGAUACAACAGAGAUCCUACGCAUUAUAGCACCUUACCUCGCGAAUCGUAUUUUCAAACCAUUUACAAUACGAGCCAGACCGUGAGACACAACAUUCUCUCUUUUUUACUGGAUAUAUUACCAGUACAAUUGAGCUAGCUCAGUUUUGUUCACUCGCGAACAAUAGGAACACACCUUCUUUUUUGUAAUUGUCUGGUGAGACGACUCGACCUGAAGCAACUAGGUUCGGCCGACCUUUCAUUGUAGUAUAUAAAAUAGGGGAACAUUUCAGAGUUGAAUAUCCUCUCUUCAAUUUGACUCAGCUUCAGGAGUAACACAGAAAUAAAUCAUCAUGACGGGCCGAGCACCACCAAGCGGAAUCAACAAGGACAUUGAGGACAAGAAAGCUGCAAAGUAUCCUACGGAUAUAGAGAUAGAAGCAAGGAAAUGGGUAGAGGAGGUCUUGCGCGAACCCUUGCAGGACCAGGAGGUCGGCUCUCAUCACUUUGCAGAGUCACUCAAGUCUGGUGUAGUGUUGUGCAAAUUGAUCAACACUCUCAGUGAACAUUGUCAGAUGCCUAAAAUCAAGAAGAUCAACGAAACAAAAAUGGCAUUCAAACAGAUGGAGAAUAUUAGUAAUUUCCUAACGUUUGCAGGCGAUUUUGGUGUACCAAAGGAAUCUCUCUUCCAGACGGUGGAUCUCUAUGAGGAACGAGAUGUGGGGAUGGUUGUGAUGUGUCUCCUUCGGCUGGGUGGCGUAGCUACAAAGAAGGGCUAUCCCAUCAAGUGGGGUAUCGCCGUCGCGGACCCCAACAAGCGUACAUUCACCGAAGAGCAACUGGCUGCAGGCAACAACAUCAUCGGCCUUCAGGCUGGCUCGAACAAGGGCGCAUCCCAAAAAGGAUUAAGCUUUGGAACACAAAGAAAAAUGUGAAACUCCCCAGAUAAAUAUGCACGCAUACAUGUACACCUUGGCACGCCGGUGUUACCCGUGAGAAAUAUAUAAUGUCUGCUGACAGCUAAAAGGGCAUUUAAUCAGUGCUAAUGUAUGAGGCCCGAAUUCACGAAAGUGGUUUAUCUUAGCCCAUAGUGUAUAUCUCCAUUUUAAUUAAAGCAGACUAGUACAUGCAUGUCCUUGUGUCCAGUGAACAGGCAAUAUACAGUCAAACCUGCUUUAGUGACCACCUGUCUACAAAGGCCACAUUUGUUGUUUCCCUUAAAAAUGGUUUCUCAUUGAAUCAUGUACUAAAGGAACCUGUCUACAAAGACCACCUGUCUACAAAGGCCACUUUUUGUGUUUCCCUUGGGUGGUCGCUAUAGACAGGUUUGACUGUAUAUGCUUCUUUACCUGCUUCUGUAUGUAUCCUCACUGUAUGUUUCUUUACACAACAGUAGCUCAGUUCAGGUGGGGGUAUUUCAGUUCAAGGGGAGGGGUUUUUAACCAUAGUAAAGCCAUUGGGUUAAAUUUGAACCUUGUUUUGUGAAUUCAACCCUAUGACUUAUGUCCUUCUGGCUCUCAGCAGACAUCAUGUACUAGUUUGAGCUAGAAACAUAAAGCCGGAUCUUAAUUUUGGCCCAUCAAAAAAUGUUGGUUAAACUGAAUAUUCUCUGGUGCUACAUAAAAGUGAGCAGUUCUUCCAUAUCAUCAUUAAGUUUAUUUGUUCUUUGCAACUAGCAUCAUGUUUCUACAAAUUAGUGAUUAACUUGAGCGCAAAUCACAAUCAAAUACAGCUUUCAUAUCGUCAGCCACAUCAGCCAACUUCCAACAAGUAAAGGGUACAAGAAAACCUUCAUUCUGACUUGCUUCUGAUAAGAGGGCUGUUAUUGGUUAUUAAUGGCAUCCAAUGAAAUUGCAUUUAUCUGUCUAAAAGGCUUGUUCUCCAAAUGCUAUUGUGACUGUAAUAUUGAGAGUAUAUUGAAGAUGAAAUUAAAUAAGAUGACUUGAUACACGGGAAGCUGGUAAUCAUGGAGUUUUGAAAUUAGUGUCAAGUCUGACAGACAUGAGCGCUAUACAAGAACCCACCAUUAUUAUUAUUAUUAUUAUGAAAAAAUGACUGGCAUGUGUGGCCCAAUAUGUAUCAUACAUCUCCUUAUUUAGUAAGUUUUAUAGAAAGAAAUUGUACUUGUUUUUCAUAGAAUAAAUGAACUUCUUUUAUGUGCCAUUACAUUCGAAAUCUUUCUACCAUAAAAUCUUCUUCUGACAUUUCCAAGGCAUACACAUUCCCACAAUAUUGGCACCAUUCCUUCCUUUUCUGUACAAAAUGUGAGAUUUCAAGCCAAUUGUACAGUUGUAAAUAAACGUGAGGACUUACUUGAAGCAGACAAUGGCUGUGUAGUUUGUUUUUCAUAAUUUCCACCUUAAAUAUGAUAAGCUAUGGCACACAGGUUGCUAUGACGAUGCAUGCUGACUUGUUUAUUGAAACAUUAUACGUGUAGUAUAGAUUUUAAUAGUAUAGUGUGGAUUUUGUUUUCUCAUUCUUACACGACUCAGUUUUUAUACAUAUUUGUAUUUGUAGUUUUGUACGUCAUUUCUGUGUGGUCUGCGUAUUUUGUCAUUAUGAGGUAUUUUGAUGUUUACCUUUUUCUUAUUAAAAUGAAGAUCUUUCUUCCAAAGCUAAAUGCAUAUUACAAACUCGUAGUUUCACUGCAGUUGAUUUUUCAAAGACAUUUUAGAGGCUGUUGGAGAAAAAAUAUAGGGCGAA